This is a messenger RNA of Drosophila suzukii, 401 nucleotides long. Lineage: Eukaryota; Metazoa; Arthropoda; Insecta; Diptera; Drosophilidae. The record is from RefSeq and is a predicted model, not a curated record.
UCCAAGCUAUGUGGACUAAUCUCAUCCUUUGCGCAUUGCUUUGCGGACUGUUUCUGCCAACCCAUGUAGAUACUCGUAAAAGAAGUCCAACGGGUGCAGAUAUCAAUAUAAAACGCGUAACGAAGAUUGGAUCUUUCGAAAUUAAGCAGGAAAGAUGUCUGUUCACACCUAGUUACGGAACGUGCAGAAAGGCCAUCAAGGUUUUUGGCUAUAACCUUAUGAGCAAUCGUUGCCUGGAAUACCUUUAUAGCGGAUGCGGGGGGAAUCCUAAUCGCUUUGCCAGCGAACAAAAAUGUCGGGCCGCUUGUUUAGUGGUUUCCAAGAGGACAACCGUUCCGGCAAUAGACUAUUAUGGCUAAUAACUUCAAAAAGAAUCUUAAUCAUAUCGGUUUUAGGAAAUA